Dreissena polymorpha is the source of this 1865-nucleotide messenger RNA. RefSeq lists its product as uncharacterized. The transcript is spliced from 3 exons. Bases 139 to 1836 code for a protein of 565 amino acids. NCBI's taxonomy places the organism in Eukaryota, Metazoa, Mollusca, Bivalvia, Myida, Dreissenidae. Gene Ontology annotation, molecular function: ubiquitin-protein transferase activity; zinc ion binding. The record is from RefSeq and is a predicted model, not a curated record. Gene Ontology annotation, cellular component: chromatin; nucleoplasm. Gene Ontology annotation, biological process: positive regulation of DNA-templated transcription.
AGUGUUACGAUUGUCGUCUGCUGAUCCAAAGUGGUGUAUACAAUGACUGUAAACGCGAGUAUUUACGAGUGACACGCGCAAGAAGGAAGUGGUGAAUACAUUUUCUGAAAAUUGUUCAUUUUCAAUAUAGUAUGGAAAAUGGCUUCCGGAAGCGAACACACACAGGAACAGAAAGGAUCAGAUCAAGUUAUAGAUUUUAGCUGCACAUUCUGCAGCGAAAACGAAGGGCUUAUUACUGAGGCUCACUUUUUCUGUAAACAAUGCAGUAAAUGUUUCUGCAACCAGUGCGUUAUACUUCACAAUGGGUUGUACAAGAAACAUGCCGUCAGCGGAAUGGGAGAGAAGGAUGUCUGGCCAGCUAAUGAAUCAAAUCCAGGGCUCGAGAAGUGCUAUCAACAUCCUGAUAAAGACAUCGAGCUGUUUUGUGAGGAUCACAGUCGACUGUGUUGUUUGCUUUGUCAAUUCAAUGAUCAUAGGUCAUGCGAACGAGUUGUUUUUGUUGCUAAAAAAGAAAAAGGAUUUCUUCCAACUGCAGACAUUGAAACAAUUACAGCGAACAUAGAAAGACAGCUUAUUCACGUUAGGGAAAUGAUGUCAUUUCGGGACAAGAAUAACACAUCGUCACAGGAAUCAUAUGAGAAAACAUCUGAAGACAUAAAGGCUCUUCGAAAAAACUUCGAAGAAAUGUUUGAUAAAAUUGAGAAAAAUACCAUGAGAGACUUGGACAGAAAAAUGGGGGAAUUGCAAGACACUCUUAAAUCUGACAUGGCAAACCUAAGUCAGUUGGAUGCUAAUUUGAAGCGUCUCAAUUCGGCCGUUUCUAAUCAGAAAAGAAAAGGGGAUCCGUUGACAUUUAUGAUGGAAAUGAAAUAUAUGGAAAUAAUGCAUAUUUCGGAAAUUAUAUUAGACGAUUUGGAUGAAAGUAAUGAUGCAGCGAUCACAUUUGAAUGUAAUACUGAAAUAGGAUCUGUUGUUGGCCAGUUCCUGACCUUUGGAGAAUUUUUUCUCUCAAAAAAUCCUAGUAUGAACACUGAGAUAUACGCUUCUUGUAGAGAAUCCGAGGAGCAUGGCAUCAAAAUGUCGCAUGAGCGUGUGUGUGACAUACGUGGCAUAUGCGAGUUGUCAAAUGGAACACUAGUAAUUGCAGACAGAAAAAACAGUUCAAUCAAAGUGUUAGACAACAACUACCAUGUUGUAAAUUGCAUGGCUCUAUCUUUUCCACCAAACGAUAUCUGCUGUGUAAGCUCUACCAAGGUUGCGGUCGCGGUGAACUCAAUGAAUGGUGGUCAAAUACUAAUCAUAAACAUCACAACAAAGAACGUCACUGUCGAAAACACAUAUGAAUUUAAGCACAAGUGCAAUGGCAUCAUCACAUCAAGUGAAUACAGCCUAUUUAUCACCACAAACACGGCUUUAUUGCAUUAUAAAAUGAACGCAGCGAUGGAGUUUAUCGGAACGAUUCAUGAAGACACAUCCUCGUUCCUCACUGUGAAUAAAUGUGCUAAACGCACGAACAGGCAAAAGGUCUACGUUACAAACUACAAUCACAAUCAGGUCCUCGAAAUUUCACGGAAUGGAACUAAGGAAGUCCUACAUGUUGACUAUGAUCUAGUAAACCCCACGGGUGUGCACGUGACAGAACUCGGGCAAGUUCUCGUGUGUAAUAGCAGCUCAAACACCGUGCUUAUGAUUGACGGACAAGGGCAUGGUACCGUACUGGCCGAUAUGAUGGAUGGAGUAAAGCACCCGCAGUCCGUCUAUUACAGCAAGAUGCGUGGCGAAAUAGUUGUUGGACAAAGUUGUAAUAGACUACUAGUCAUUAAAAAUUGUAUAUAAUAAUGUGAAACACGUUGAGCAUGAACACA